AGACUCGUUUGCUCUACCAUCAACAACUGGAGGCUCUCUCGUAUCGACACCUGCGGCAUGAAGGCUGUGAAAAAGUACCUGCCGUGGGGGAAGAAGGUCAAACGGAAAUCGCAAGAAGGGUCCGACGAGCCCUUGCUGUUCGACGAGCUGGGGCGACUGGAUCCCUUCCUGGGCAUCAGUGAGAGCGCAUCGCACCGAUCGUUCUCAUCCUCCACUUCCUUUCAUGCACACGACGACUUGACCUCGUCUCCCUGGACAGAGCGCCCUUUGGAGACGCACAGUCACCCGGGCCCUUUCCACAUCUACGAGGGGUACGGCACUCAGCCUUUGUCCUCCUCGAAGCAGGCCUCCAGCCCUUACUUGGACGAGCAAGCGUCGACGGCUGAUACAGAGGUCGAGGGCCCGUACGAGGGCUCAUCGAAGCUUCUGGUGAAGUCUCACGUCGUGGACAAGAGCGACACGAUCAGCGGAAUCUGCAUCAAGUACAACGUCACGGUAGAUCGACUUCUCGCGAUCAACAAGGCCACGCGCAACACGCUGUUGAUCAGGAAAACGAUCAAGAUCCCCCUCGUGGAGGGCAUGGACUCUAUCUGAUAAAGUUUCUAGUGCUGUGAAAUAAGCUCAAGAUGUAGUAACGCUGUGCGCUUCAAACUCCACUUAUAUGAUCCGUACGGUUGC
Messenger RNA from Guillardia theta CCMP2712, 678 nucleotides. RefSeq lists its product as hypothetical. Lineage: Eukaryota; Cryptophyceae; Pyrenomonadales; Geminigeraceae. The record is from RefSeq and is a predicted model, not a curated record. The transcript is spliced from 6 exons. The coding region runs from base 58 to 594 and encodes 178 amino acids.